This is a messenger RNA of Synchiropus splendidus (mandarinfish), 1712 nucleotides long. RefSeq names its product LIM domain only 1 (gene lmo1). The transcript is spliced from 4 exons. The coding region runs from base 534 to 1001 and encodes 155 amino acids. Gene Ontology annotation, molecular function: DNA-binding transcription factor binding; transcription coactivator activity. The record is from RefSeq and is a predicted model, not a curated record. Lineage: Eukaryota; Metazoa; Chordata; Actinopteri; Syngnathiformes; Callionymidae. Gene Ontology annotation, biological process: positive regulation of transcription by RNA polymerase II. Gene Ontology annotation, cellular component: nucleus.
UGCGAGCGGCGCGCAUUUAUUCGGCGGCGGCGGCGGCGGCGCGGCAGUCGGACGCACGGAGAGGCGGCGAGACUUUCCCCUCCAGCACUUGUCACGUUUGCAGUGGGAUGUGUUGGACCAGAGAGUUGCCGCUCCGGAGCAAACGAGAAGGACAAGGCGAGAGAGAGCGCGCGUCCACACCGAGGAGCUGCGAGAUCGCUCCGCGACGACACUAGCUUCUGCGUUGUUUUUCUUUUUUUCCUUUGACAUUUCCCUCUUAGACACUCGCAUGGAAUUUUAUCGGGCGACGCUGUUUGAUUCAUUCACGCCGCAACUGGACGGAUUUUCGGGCGUCUGAAUUGUUCUUGGCAGCAAAAGCGAGCGGUAGAUAUUUUCGAGGUUUUUUUUUCUUUUCUCUCGUGGUUGUGGUGCGUUCACGAGCACCGCGCGGUUUUGAAGCGGUUUUUUUUUUCUUCUUUCCUCCGAGCGGAGCGAGCAUCCUGCUGGAGCCAAGGACGGAUCGGCCGGGGAAGGACUCCUCGUUCCUCAGGACCAUGGUGUUGGACAAGGAAGAGGGUGUGCCGAUGCUCUCUGUCCAACCUAAAGGGAAGCAGAAGGGGUGUGCUGGCUGCAACCGAAAGAUUAAAGACCGCUACCUGCUCAAGGCGCUGGACAAAUACUGGCAUGAGGACUGUCUCAAAUGUGCCUGCUGCGACUGCCGCCUAGGGGAAGUGGGCUCCACCCUCUACACGAAAGCCAACCUCAUCCUCUGUCGCAGGGACUACCUGAGGCUCUUUGGUACGACGGGGAACUGCGCAGCCUGCAGUAAGCUGAUCCCAGCCUUUGAAAUGGUGAUGAGAGCCAGAGAUAAUGUUUACCAUUUGGACUGUUUUGCCUGUCAGCUUUGUAAUCAGAGGUUUUGUGUGGGAGACAAGUUUUUCCUGAAAAACAACAUGAUUUUGUGUCAAAUGGACUAUGAGGAGGGUCAGCUGAACGGGAGCUUCGAGACACAGGUCCAAUAGUCGGAACCUCGCGGCAGACACAAUCGGGUCCACAAAGAAAAAAAUAAAAAUAAAAAUAAAAAAACACACACACCCACACCAACACACACACACACUAAAGAUGGAUGUUCUGCACUUGGAAAAAGACAAGCGUCUGUCUGCUUGCCUGCAAUACUUUUUGAGACCCCUUUAUUGGUCCCUGAGGACUCCAUUGUAAAUGUAUUUUUUUGCCGCUUCCACACCCCAACACUGAGCAGUUACGAAUUUGUGUACAGUCGUGCCUGCUUAGCUGAGCACUGUAUUGCUUGUAUGUUUUUGUGGAAUUUGUUUUUUAAUUUUCCUUUUGGAAAUGGUUCAUCGGAGGGUAUGUACAGUCUCGUUUCUCUGUAUAUAUAAACUGGAACAUUUAUUUUAUCAAAUGUAAUGCAAUUUUAUUACUAGUGUGAAUUAAAGAUUCUUAAAUGUUGAUAUUGAGUUUCUCUCUUGUACCGAAACCAAAGUUGUUGGAGAGGUCGACCCACCGGUUGAUGUGUAAUCAUGUCUCCGAGACUGCAACGCUGUCAAUCGCCUUGCAAGAGAAAGUAUAUUUGAAGUCCGUCUUUCAAACGUGAUGCAACAAAACCAGUUUUAUUACAUUUUACAAAGCUCUGAUGGAAUUAGAAAUGCUGUUUAAAAUGAAGUCAUGAUCAUUUUAUUUGGAAUAAAAGAAUGCUUCUCCAAACUGUCUCGUGA